Chlamydomonas reinhardtii is the source of this 1075-nucleotide messenger RNA. RefSeq lists its product as uncharacterized. The record is from RefSeq and is a predicted model, not a curated record. The coding region runs from base 263 to 481 and encodes 72 amino acids. Lineage: Eukaryota; Viridiplantae; Chlorophyta; Chlorophyceae; Chlamydomonadales; Chlamydomonadaceae. The transcript is spliced from 4 exons.
CAAACUCAAAGUCACGACUUGCAAGUCGCGCGAGGGGUGCGCCAAGGUGGUGCCAGUAGGGCGAAACAGAGGAUUUGGGGACGUUUAUUUGUCUUGCAGUUAUCACGAGCGCCUUAAUUGCUCCCUCGCCGCCUGCUGACCCACCGGGUCGCGCACCUGGAGCUCCAAGCGCGCGGACGACUUCCGUGAGCCAUGGUUGGUUGGCAGUAGACUGCGGGCGAGUUUACGCUGUUCCGAGGCGGGGCGAGGAUGCAGGGCGAGGAUGCCUACGGUGUGUGCGAACUGCGGGCGCCUCAGCCUGCGCCGCAAGGAGCUGCCGCAGGGUGGCGCGGACUUCCACGUCCUGGUCUGCAACGACUGUCACACGACGUGGGACCGUGACGAGAACGCGGCCCUCAACAUGCGGCUGAUGUUGGUCCUGCAGCUCCUGGGCCGCGACCGGCCGGCGGUCUUCUGCCGGCAGGAGGGCGGCGUUGACUAGUUGAAGUUGACUGGUUGAUGGAGUUCCCCUGACCCGCUGCCGCCUCCCGACCCCCGGUGCGGGGUCGCGUGCGGUGUCUGAGCGAGGCGCUCUUUAGUUGCAACCAGCCUGUCUAAUAACCAGGUGUGUUUGAGGUGACGCCUUGAGGCAACGCCUUGCAGUAAAUGGCUGUGCGGGAGCGCUGAGACGGACAUCGUUGCGAUUAGGAGGUUGGUUUGUGUGGUCAGGGGUUAGGAGAUUAGUGUUGAGAGAGCGGCCAUGACAAGGAGUGCCGUGCCGUGAAACACGGCUCACCAUCCAUUGAAGACACCCUUAAGUGGGGACAAGUGGCGGUGAAUGACUGCGCGGCAUCGCGGCGCAACAGGCAUGCAGCGUUGGCUGGACUGGAUGGACGAGCCUCCUCCUGCGCGGCUGAGGAGUAUGGUGCUUGGUGCUUGGCCGGAGGCUGCCGAUGGACCUGUAGGGGUUUCCGGCCUCAAACCACCCCACCCCUGGACCCCGGCAAGAGACGCAACCGACUCAAGUUCCGCUGUCUGGUCCAGCACUGGGUUGAGCCCAACACACUUUCUGACAGUAGUGUAACUCAACCCCUGG